AUGGGGAGAGGGAAGGUGGAGAUGCGCCACAUCGAGGACAAGAUCACCCGUCAAGUGACAUUCUCGAAGCGGAAAGGCGGCCUGCUCAAGAAAGCUCGGGAGCUCUCGGUGCUGUGCGACGUCGAGGUCGCUCUAAUCGUCUUCUCCGCGGGCGGCAAGCUCUUCGAAUUCUCCGGCGGUGAAAGGUUUAGAGCGAGCCAAGGAAUAUACUCGAUCCUUGGCUAG
Messenger RNA from Linum trigynum, 225 nucleotides. The record is from the annotation of a GenBank genome assembly. NCBI's taxonomy places the organism in Eukaryota, Viridiplantae, Streptophyta, Magnoliopsida, Malpighiales, Linaceae.